AUGACACAAGCGCCAGCCGAAGAGGCAUCAGAUUCUCAAUGGCUAAUUAACGCAACCCAGCCUCUACGCUGGCUUCGAGGCGCUCUCCCCACUAUUUUUGCCAAGCCUGCAACUGUCGAACCUGAGAUCAAACCUAUUCCUAGAACGAAUAUUGAACAACGUCGAUCGUCACUCGUCGCCACUUCCCUUGAUCAAGAUGAGACUCUUCCUGAGAAGAUUACCACACAGCAGGAACACGGGAUUAGUGUGUCGGAAACCGUCGCCAAGGAUGAGACUGUUCUUUACCUCGCAUACGGGUCAAACCUAGCUUCCAAGACAUUCCGUGGAAUGCGCGGCAUAACACCACUGUCGCAAAUAUCUGUACUCGUCCCCGAACUCCGUCUCACCUUCGAUCUUCCCGGAGUACCGUACGCAGAGCCCUGUUUCGCAGGCACGCAAUACAGAGAUAUUUCCUCAGCAGACGACGAGACCGAACUCCAAGACGAUGAGACGGAUGUGUCGGACAAUGAGUACCUGUCUGAGAAGGCAGCGCUCAUAACUCGGACACGGGAGGUGGAGGUGGUCUCGGAUUGUGAUAAGCGCCAAUGGAGCAAACCUCUAGUCGGAGUCGUCUACGAAGUCACACUCGCCGACUACGCAAAGAUUAUCGCCACGGAGGGUGGUGGUCGUGGAUACCGCGACGGUGUCAUCGAUUGUCACCCCUUCCCUUCCUCGUACGACCCUUCCGACCCCGUCCCAGAUCACCCCAGCACACCGGCUUUCAAGGCACACACCCUGCUCUCGCCAGCUGCGGAAAGUGCCCGCCUCAAAUUGAAAUCCCAGAAAGGCGAUGUCGCGCCGCUGUCCAGUGGUCCAAAGCUGCCGUGGUGGCAUACCGUCUGCUUGCAUUUCCGGCCGGAUCCUUACUACGCUCAGCCCUCUGCCCGCUACCUUGGGCUGCUCAAGUCUGGUGCUGCGGAACAUUCUCUGCCUAUUUCAUAUCAAGAAUAUCUUGCACAGAUCAAACCUUAUCGUACUACAACUUCGCGCCAGAGUGUCGGGAAGAUGAUCUUUUUGAUUAUGUGGGCGCCUUCGUUGAUUUUGACUAUGUCAUUAUCUAGAGCAUGCGCAGGUCCCGAUGGUCGUAGUCCGAUAUGGCUGGUGACUCUGGCCAAUAUCAUUUCUUCGGGUAUGUGGAAUAGCUACGAUUGGUUCUUUGCUCCUAUCUUUGGGGAUGGCGAGCGGGCUUUAGAUGAUACCCGGGCCUGA
This is a messenger RNA of Penicillium griseofulvum, 1248 nucleotides long. RefSeq lists its product as uncharacterized. Gene Ontology annotation, molecular function: gamma-glutamylcyclotransferase activity. The record is from RefSeq and is a predicted model, not a curated record. The transcript has a single exon. Bases 1 to 1248 code for a protein of 415 amino acids. NCBI's taxonomy places the organism in Eukaryota, Fungi, Ascomycota, Eurotiomycetes, Eurotiales, Aspergillaceae.